AUGAAUUUACCUCAUAAUAGAAGGAAUGAGAAUACCAGUGAAACAGCUACCACCAAUAAUAAUCAAGAUAAUACAAGGAAUGAGAAUACCAGUGAAACAGUCACCACUGGUAAUAAUCAAGAUAAUGGAAACAAUGUAAAUAAUGUUAAUGAUGUGAGUGAGAAUUCAGGUCAUAACGUGAAUGAUGUAGAUGAAAAUUUAGAUAAUGUUAGAUACUUAUCUUCAUCUGAUCAGCCACCUUCUUAUAUGGAAUCUAUAAAUGAAGAAAGGAAUCCGUGA
Entrophospora sp. SA101 is the source of this 279-nucleotide messenger RNA. NCBI's taxonomy places the organism in Eukaryota, Fungi, Glomeromycota, Glomeromycetes, Entrophosporales, Entrophosporaceae. The record is from the annotation of a GenBank genome assembly.